This is a messenger RNA of Neoarius graeffei (lesser salmon catfish), 3497 nucleotides long. It is a transcript of the gene tox4b, whose product is annotated as TOX high mobility group box family member 4 b. Gene Ontology annotation, biological process: regulation of transcription by RNA polymerase II. The coding region runs from base 684 to 2678 and encodes 664 amino acids. Lineage: Eukaryota; Metazoa; Chordata; Actinopteri; Siluriformes; Ariidae. The transcript has 9 exons. Gene Ontology annotation, cellular component: nucleus. The record is from RefSeq and is a predicted model, not a curated record. Gene Ontology annotation, molecular function: chromatin DNA binding.
AUCCGUGUCUCGGGCUCGAUUGAGGAUCCUGUAGAGAGAGAGAGAGGGGUUGGUGAUGUGAUUAACGGUAUCGGAGAGUUUUUAAAUAUUUUAACGUGUCGGGAAUAGACGUGGUGGCGUGGUUGAUAUCGGACGCGGUGUGAAACGUGGGAUUUUUUUUUUCUGUAAAGUGCGUUUGUUUGUGGGGGUUUUUUCCCCCCUCCAUGUGGCUGUCAUUCAAAUGGAAUCUCAGUUAGCAUUGAGCUAAGCUAAUCUGCUAACUAGCACGCCUUUGCUCGGCUGUGCAGGAGUCCGCGCUGCUGUGAGAGAGAGAGAGAGAGAGAUCCACGCUGGAGUUCCGGAUUUAUUUUUUUAUUAAGUAGUCUCGGAUUGAAUCCCCUCCCGGGGCUCAGAGGCGCCUCAGCGGCGGUGUGCUGUGCUGUGCACCGCAGUCUGCGUCAGCCAUGAGGUGCAGUGAGGGAGAGCAGUGAGUGAGGCGGGCGGGUUUAACCCGGGUUAUUUGUGGCCCUGGAGGAAAGCUGGGGGCCAUCCAGGGCCUCACAGACUCUCAGCGCAUCCGCAGCCUCGCUCAGUCCGACCCGGAGGAUUUCCGCCACUCGGUCGGCGUCACCACUCUCUGCUUCAGACUUGGUUUUGUUUAAUUUGUUUUGUUUUUUUGUGCGCAUGCUCACACCGGUCAUAAAAUGGAUCUGAAUUUUUACUCGGAUCUGACGGACGGAACCGGACAGCCGGGGGACCCCGAGUUCCUGGACGCACAAGCCUUUAACGGGUUUGAUACAGUUCAGAAGUUUGCUGGAGGAAGCGACAACUUUUUGCCCAUCAGUGGAGAGGGCCAUCCUUUCCUGUCGUCCUCCGAGGUACCGCUCCACUCCACAUACUCCCUUCAAAUCCAGGAUGCUGAGACUUUCCAUACUCCCAGUUUGGGCGAUGAGGAAUUUGAGAUCCCGCCCAUCUCCCUGGACCCUGACUCUGCUCUCAGCGUUUCGGAUGUGGUGUCGCACUUCGGAGAGCUGGGCGAUGGUGGUCCAGCCCCUGUCGUCCCCGGCAACGCUGUGGUGCAGGGUGACGACCCUUCCUUUGCCUCCACCUUUGUAAACCCAACGACACAAGGGCUUGAGCAUUUGAGCCUGAUGACUCAGCAGGGAGGGGGACCGAUGCUGGGAUCAACUCUGGGAAUGGAUCUUGGACAUCCCAUUGGCUCUCAGUUCAGCAGCUCCUCCUCCAUGACCAUCGAUGUGCCACUCCCGGACAUGAACCACGGCCUGCUGGGGCACAAUCCGCUGACCACCAUUGACCAGUCAGAGCUCAGCGCACAGCUGGGGCUCAGUCUCGGGGGCGGGGCCAUUCUGACACCCGCACGCUCACCUGACCAGCCGCUGUCAGCCACCGGCUCGCCUUCAGAGUCUCUGCAGGAUGACGACAUGGAUGACUUCAGAAGAAAGAGCGUGCUGGUGGAGUCCCCUGUCUCUCUCUCCGUCUCUCCCAGGGUCAUCUCUCUCUCCCCUGCUCUCUCAGAGCAGUCUGCUACAUCUGUGCCAUCCGCUCCGCCCACCCUGGCCCGUAAAGCUGUUGGUGGUGGAGGAGGAGCCAGAAAAACCAGGAAGAAAAAAGAUCCCAACGAGCCCCAGAAGCCAGUUUCGGCUUAUGCAUUGUUCUUCCGUGAUACACAGGCAGCUAUCAAGGGCCAGAACCCCAACGCCACGUUUGGAGAGGUGUCAAAGAUUGUCGCCUCCAUGUGGGACAGUCUGGGAGAGGAACAGAAGCAGGUUUACAAGAGGAAGACUGAAGCUGCUAAGAAAGAGUAUCUUAAAGCACUGGCAGCUUACAGAGCCAGUCAGCUGUCACAGCCCACUAUUGAGGUGCUGGACACGGCACCUUCUCCACCCGUCGCUCCUGUUGUGACUGCCGCCCCUGAGACUCCACCCCCUCAGCCGACGCCCACACGCUCCAGCCGCAUCCCAGUGCACGCGCCCGACAACAACACCAUCACCAACAUCUGCACGUCAAACAUCAUCAUCGACCUGCCACAGGUGACCACGCGCUCUCGCACGUUUGCCCACAAGCCGCCCGCUUCCUCGGCUCCACCCACCGCACCGACCCCGACUCUGUCCACGGUCACCAAGAUCAUCAUCCCUAAGCUGCCUUCAGCCCGCCAGCCGCCGCCCCUGCAGCAGAUGCAGAACACGCCGCCGCCGCCACGCCUCCAGCAGAUGGUGCAUUCUGUUGCCCCGCCACCGCUCCAGGCCAAACCUCGUGGAGGGGGUGCGGUCGGCCAGGCCAUCGCCCCUGUUGCUGCAACACCACCUCCACCUCUGCAGAUCAAGAUAGUCCCUGCUCCUGCCCAGGCAGAUGUGGCUACACCCAUUAUUGUGACCAGCGCCACAGAGGCACCCACAGACACCGCCACCAUGGAGGUGGACGUGGCGCAGCCUGCCACUAUAGUCACCACAGAAGCAGAAGAAGGGAUGGAGGUCGAGCUGAACAGCUCUCCAGCACAUGAGGUCACUCCCCCUGCAGGUCCUGCUGUGUGCGUGCGCGCCGGCUGCAACAACCCGCCAGUGGAAAGCAAAGACUGGGACAGGGAAUACUGUAGCAACGAGUGUGUAGCCACACAUUGCAGGGAUGUGUUCAUGGCCUGGUGUGCGAUCAGAGGACAGAACUCCACCACCGUCACUUAAAAGCCAGCGCACCGGUCAUCGAGCGAGGCAGGGAUGAAAGCAGGAAGAGAGAGAAAAGUGGCAUGUGUAUUUAUAGAUGGGAAAAACUUGUAAGGGAAUAUUUUUUGAUUCGGUUCUUGUUCACGACUUGCAUCUCAAGCCAACAGUGAAUGUGAUUGAUUUUUAAAGGGAUAAGUCGACCAGUCAGCAUCAGUAUGGCUAAUUGUGCAUCCAGCGUAGUAUUUAUUAGCGGUACUGAUUAGCUACGUGGUUGAGCUAUCCAUUUAAGCACAAAAGUGAAGACGGAGUCCACAUUUCAUUCCUUUGGAGUUUAGGAAAAACUCUCAUGAAAAAUCCUUAAAUUUGUAAACUUGAGAAGAGAAUUACAAGCCCUGAAAGGUUUGGAAAGCAAGCAUGAAAUGAAGCAUUUGAAAAACGUGACUUGGUAGUUUUGUCUAAUUAAUUCCAUCUUCUUCCAAAAUGUGCGCAUCCAAUAUGUUUAGUUUAAAAAGGGGGGGGGGGGAGAGAGAUGUAUAAUUUUCACAUCGCUCACCAAAAAGGCACUACAUUUUUGAUCCGCCAGUGAGUGAAAUAUGGAUGGAAGCUGACCUUAUAAAAUGGCCAUGACAGACUUUUUAAAGUUAAACUUAAUUUCAGUCUUUCUAAAAUGUGCCGUUAUGCGGACUGAGUUUGUGUCUCACUUGUGAGUUCAUGGAGGAAGAAGAAGAAAAGGCUCAAAUGUCAGGUGUGAAGGACUAGCUCUGUUAAGUACAGUCGUAAUUUGCUGUACUGUAAUUUCUCAACCACAUAAGGCAGGGGUGAUAGCGUUCCGGCGCGCCG